Messenger RNA from Musca vetustissima, 2123 nucleotides. RefSeq names its product larval serum protein 2 (gene Lsp2). The record is from RefSeq and is a predicted model, not a curated record. Bases 1 to 2106 code for a protein of 701 amino acids. Lineage: Eukaryota; Metazoa; Arthropoda; Insecta; Diptera; Muscidae. The transcript has a single exon.
AUGAAGUCAAUCACUGUGGUUGCCUUUCUUGUGGUCGCUCUGUUUUCGUUCGGCAAUUCCCGGCACCUUGAGUCGAAGGUAGCCGAUAAGGACUUCUUGGUGAAACAGAAAUUUUUCCUCGAUAUCCUUCAGCAUAUAUAUCAGGAUGAUGUGUUUGUGACAAAGUUUGACGAAACAUACAAAAACUACAAGCCAUGGGAUCAUCUGGACGAUUAUAAACAUUCUGAUGAGCUGAAGAGUUUCUUUGAACUGUGGCAACACCAGCCUGUGCACGACGACGUAGUGUUCUCUCCUGUCGACCAGCGCUAUGUAGAUUAUGCCCGAGGUUUGGCAAAGGUUUUCUAUUUUGCCAAGGACUGGCAGGCAUUCACCCACGCCGUCUACUGGGCCCGCACCCAUGUCAACAAGCAACUCUUCGUGUAUUCAUUGACAGUUGCUAGUCUAUAUCGUGAUGAUCUGCAUGGCAUUACUUUACCAGCCAUAUAUGAAAUCUUGCCCUGGCACUUCUUCGACGUGGAAACAUUGGAGACGGCAGAACGUUACAAGUUGCACGGCUUCCACAAUGUGAACAAACUUGACAACGUCUACAAUGUCGUGAUCAAGACUAACUACAGCAAUGUCUACGGCGGUGUCAACUACGCCCACUCCUUGGCCUACUUCACGGAAGAUAUUGGCUUGAAUGCAUUCUAUUACUAUUACAACAUCGACUACCCGUAUUGGAUGCGUGGAGUUCCUGGCAAGGAACUUGCCAAGGACAAACGCGGCGAGCUCUACUUGUAUCUUCACCAACAAUUGUUGGCCCGCUAUUAUUUGGAACGCUUGUCCAAUGACCUGGGUGAAAUUCCUCCAUUCAAUAUUUAUGAAGAGUACGAACACGGCUACCCCAGCAAUUUGCGCUAUUAUAACGGUGUUGCUUUCCCCAACCGUGACAACAACUACAACUUCUACCAUCCGGAAAAUUAUGACAUUGUAAGGGAUAUUCACUUCUAUACCAGCCGCAUUGCCGAAUAUAUUGACACCACCCAAGACGAUUAUCGCACUGCUGUAGAGAAAUUAGGCAACAUUUUGCAAGGUAACGCCGAUUCUGUCAAUUACAAAAAAUACGGCAGUCUGGACCUACUGUACCGCGAAUUAGUUAACGAGGGCCGUCCAUACGGCAGAUAUGGCGAUAACUUGCCUGUCAUCCUAAAGCAAUAUGAAACCUCAAUACGCGACCCAAUCUUCUAUUCGAUCUACAAGGAUAUUGUCGGCUACUACUGGCGCUUAGCAGGCACAUAUCCCGAAUAUAAAUACGAUGACUUCGUUUUUCCCGGAGUUUCGAUCACCGAUGUUCAUGUGCCCGAGAGUCUGUACACCUACUUCGAUUACUUCGAUGCUGACAUCAGCAACGCUGUGAAUGUGGAAGGCGUUUCAGGUGACGUUUCAUCCGAUUAUCUGUACAAAUUUGGUCGCAACUCUGUCUACAAUGGUCAAAGUUAUGUCAUCAAAGCUCGUCAAUUGCGACUGAAUCAUAAGCCCUUCGAAUUCACUUUGGACGUUACAUCCGACAAAGCUCAAAAGGCUGUCGUAAAGAUAUUCAUUGGUCCGAAAUAUGACGAAAAUGGCCGUGUACUGCACUUGGAGAACAACUACAAGAACUUCUUUGAAUUGGAUCACUAUGUGGUGGAUUUAGUAGCUGGUGUUAAUGAACUAAAACGCAAGUCCGAAGAUUUUGGUUAUUGGGUUGAAGAUCGCACCACAUACGUCGAACUAUACCGAAAGGUGUUGAGUGCCACUACAUCCGAUUACAAAUUCCACCUCAAUCAAAACGAAGCCCAUUCUGGUGUGCCACAACGCAUUAUGUUGCCCAAGGGCAAAAAGGGUGGGCUUGCCUUCCAAUUCUUCUUCAUGGUCUUCCCCUAUCAUGCACCCGAGGUUGAACAGUACUCCGGCUAUGAUCCGGUUGUCAGCAGUGGUGUUGGUUCUGGAAGCCGUUAUGUGGACUCGUUGCCAUUUGGAUUCCCAUUCAAUCGUCCCGUUGUUCACGAUUAUCACUUUGAUGUUCCCAACUUUAAAUUCCACGACGUUAAGAUCUACCACAAAGAAGAUCCCGUCAAUGUUGUGUAGGACUGAUUAAUGCCAAG